This is a messenger RNA of Bipolaris zeicola 26-R-13, 669 nucleotides long. RefSeq lists its product as uncharacterized. Gene Ontology annotation, molecular function: protein binding. Gene Ontology annotation, biological process: regulation of gene expression. Bases 1 to 669 code for a protein of 222 amino acids. Gene Ontology annotation, cellular component: nucleus. Lineage: Eukaryota; Fungi; Ascomycota; Dothideomycetes; Pleosporales; Pleosporaceae. The record is from RefSeq and is a predicted model, not a curated record. The transcript has a single exon.
AUGGCGCUACCGCCGCCAACCAUUGACCUGUUGCUCAACCUCAUCGACACCCGCCCGCAGUCCAUCCUCACGUCGCUGGCGCAGCAUCCACAGCUGGCCUCGGCGCGUGAUGCUCAUGGCUACUCUCUGGUCCAUGCUGCCGCCUCCUACAACCAACUCGCCGUGCUGCGCGACCUGAUUCAAAAAUUCAAUGCCGACGUCAACAUUCUAGACGAGGACGGCGAGACGCCCCUCUUCGCAGCCGAAAAAAUCGAAGUCGCAAAAUGCCUGGUCGAGGAGCUGGGUGCAGACACUAGCAUACGCAAUGGCGAUGGUCAAACGGCCGAAGACAAGAUUGGCGAGGAAGAAGGCGAGGCACACGAAGUAUACCAGUACCUGAGGAGUCGGAGAACUGGUUCUGAGCCAAUACCAGCGGGUCUUGUAGAAACUGAGAGUGUACACCCCCCGCCACCAUUACCCGGUGGUGUCAAGGUCAAUAUGGGCACUAUGGAAGAAGAUGCCGCUGAGGCACCAGAUCCGGAGAUACGGCGGCGGAUUGAAGAGUUGGCGGCGAGAGACGACUACAACUCUGAGGAGGUGCAGAGUCAACUGAGGGAGCUGGUGCAAGACGUUGUCAGUGGCAUUGGAGGUGAGGAUGGAGGAAGAAGCGUAAAGAGAAGGGUCGACUGA